AUGUUAAGCGUUGGUAUUUCUAAUCCGGUGACUCGUGACAGUAAUGUUUCUAAUUCAGAGUACCACAAGAAGCUCUCAAGGGAAUUGGCUGAUUUUCUACAAGUGCCUCUAAUAGACUCUGGUGGUAUGAUAUCGGUAACUGACGUGUACUGUAUGUACAAUAGGGCGAGAGGUCUUGAGCUAGUCUCUCCAGAUGACGUCGUGAGUGCCUGCCAACUGUUUCAAUCACUAGACCUACCUAUGAGGUUGAGAGUGUUUGAUAGUGGCGUCCUAGUAGUUCAGUCUUUAGUUCAUAAUGAGGCUAAUGUUAUUGAAGAAACAUCUAAACUAAUAACAGAGCAUUCCUCAUUAACGGCACAAGAGCUGUCCAAUUUAGUUGGUGUCGCCAUCAUGCUGGCUACUGAAAGGUUAUUAUUGACCGAGGAAGCCGGUAAAGCUUGUCGUGACGAUUCUGUAGAAGGUUUGAGAUUCUACCCAAAUAAAUUCAUAGACCAAUGACAUUAAUUUACAUUAGAUGUAGCAUAAUUAUAGAUCUAUGUGUUUUUAAAUUUAAUAUAUUAUGUCACUCUUUAAAAAUGUAAA
Messenger RNA from Amphimedon queenslandica, 582 nucleotides. Its product is annotated as vacuolar protein-sorting-associated protein 36-like. The transcript is spliced from 5 exons. The record is from RefSeq and is a predicted model, not a curated record. Bases 1 to 498 code for a protein of 165 amino acids. Gene Ontology annotation, molecular function: ubiquitin binding. Gene Ontology annotation, cellular component: ESCRT II complex; late endosome membrane. Lineage: Eukaryota; Metazoa; Porifera; Demospongiae; Haplosclerida; Niphatidae. Gene Ontology annotation, biological process: protein transport to vacuole involved in ubiquitin-dependent protein catabolic process via the multivesicular body sorting pathway.